AUGUACGGCUUGUCUCAGCUGAAGGAAUACGUGUCAGAUCUUGUAUAUUCUGUUGGUUUACUUUUAUACCAUUCAGUGCAUAUGAUGUCGGAUCAAGUGCACUCGCUGUUCCUUCUCCGUAGCAGGCAGCAAGAUGAAAUAACAACUAACAGUGCAAACGAAAUUGGACCGGUUUCCAAUGUUCAAGACAAGGCUAAUUCAGCUGUUCAAUCUGGUUUGCUGUUGCUUCGCCACAAUCAGCAGCCGACUAAUGAACGCGGAUACGUUACGACCAAACCCAUGUCUCCGUGCACGAAUGGGACUAAUCCAACAAGCCAAACGGCACGGAUUCCCGCUUCCAGUUCACUUGUCAACCAGAUAUUCAAUGAACGGCAACAGAGCCGACAUGAGGAUCCCCUGCUUGUUACAUCGCGCAGCUAA
Molecule: messenger RNA, 420 nt
Organism: Dicrocoelium dendriticum
Lineage: Eukaryota; Metazoa; Platyhelminthes; Trematoda; Plagiorchiida; Dicrocoeliidae
Source: the annotation of a GenBank genome assembly